CCCGUAUUCUUAGGCGUUCGGGUUUUUUAGUUUCGGUUUUGCUUUAACCGAACCCGAACCCGAUAAGAAAUUUUCGGAUUUCGGGUAACCGGAACCCGCAAGUCCUUAUCGGGUUCGGAUUCGAUUAAGUAAUUUUCGAUUUCGAUUUUUUAGACCUUUUCAGAUUUUGGUUUGGAUAACCGAACCCGACCCGAGCUAACACCCUACAGUGACUAUACUAUAAUCGAGUUUAGAAGACCUACUCAAUGACUUUGUUUCUGAAUAGAAAUAGAUGGAACGUUGUUUUAAACACUUCAUUAUUUAAACCAAUACAAUAUUUUUCUUCCACUUACAUGAUUCGGUUGCCAUCAUUUUACAUUCCUACUUAUAAAAAAAAAUGCUUUUCAUGGGCCGUUCUAUCUUGCAGGCAGUUGUUGUUGGAAACAAUAUGAAUCAUAUUCACCAGCCACAACACUCAACAAGUAUGCAUUAGGCUCCGUACUUUUCUAUUCUCCUAGUACUUUAUUUCUUCUCUCGAAGAAUUAGUUAUAAAAGAAAUUUAAUGGUAUCAAUCUAGAAAACUAUACUGAAAUGUGAAAUGGCUACAUGGAGCUUUUUCUGUGAUGCAUAUCUUCAUUUAUACUCCAACCUCAAGAAUAGCUGAUAAAUCCAUGAAAACUAGCUAUUUGUGUUUAUAAUUAUGUUGUUGAACAUGGUGGGAUCAAAUCUAAUUUAAUGGACACACCAUGCCAAAUAGGUUAUAUGAGUAACCACAAGAAAAGAAAUUCUCAAGUGAUCAAAAGAAUACAAGAAGUAGUGCCUUGAGAAAAUAAUUUAACAAUAAUUUUUGUAUAAGAAUAACGUUUAUGAAUUUUUCCAGAACAAAAAUUAAAGUUUCAAUUGAGAAGGCAAUUUUUAUCCAACUAAAGCGUGGAAAUCCUAUAAAUACCCCAGCUUGAAAUUGAAAAUUGACUCUAGUUGUGUUACAAUUUGGACCGUGUCAUAAAAUAGUAAACAAUUUAAAAUUGAGAGUAGUGUCAUAACUCAUAAGAUCACCAUACCAUCCAUGAGCGUUAAAAAAAAAUAUAUUUAAAAUAUAUGCUAAAAUGAAUAUUAGAUUAUCAAUAAUAAAUCUUUAAUUUGUUUUCAAUCCUACGAACUAAUUCAAAUUGAAUCGAAGAAGCUAUAGACCGCUGAAAAUUUGUAUGACCUAAACAAAAUUUGCUGAUCUCAAAUCUCAAUCAUUAGAUUGAUGAUCCAAUUAUUAUUAAAAAUUUCUGAUAUAGAUUGAUUGAAAUACAUGCACGUGGAGAUUCAUUUCCACUACAAUACAUUGUUGUUACUAACCAUGCAUGAGUGGAUAUAUAAACACAUAAGGCUUUUACGUUAUGAAUCAUUCAUGUCUUUUCUCGUAACAAGUCUUGGAUCAUAUUCCAUCGAUUGAUCCUGUAAUUCCAUCUCAUCACAUAUAUAUUUGUCUAAAAGAAGGCUGCCUUCGUGCAUGAAUCCAAGGACCAUGCAUAUAAUGUUACAAAUUAAAAAGAGCCAAAUGUCUUUCAGAUUAGUAAGUAAAUCUCAGAGAAUAACUCCUAUGUUCACUCACAACAAAACAGCAACCGUUUCCAUUUCCCUUCGUUCCCAUUUCCCCUUCUCACGAUCUCUUGAAUCGAUCGUAACAAACAAAAUUUCCCAAAACACCAGCUAACUACAUUACAACAAUAAUAACGUAACAAUCCAACAACCCUAAUGAAAUCCAAGAUCCCAGAUGCAAACAACCAAACAACCACCGCCACCGCCGGCGGUGCCCUACCGCCGCGGCCGUCACUGGUGAAGCGGGUUCGGAACCCUGAAGUGUACAGAGAAGCCAUCGUCCUCUGCAUGGAGAUCAUCAUCCUCCUAGGGUUCCACCUCCUCUUCUACACCACCCUCCUCAUCCUCCAGCGCCUCUUCUCCUCCGCCGCCCUCCUCCUCCUCCCCAUCUCCAUCGCCGCCCUCUUCACCCUCCACCCCAACCACGCCGCCGACGGCGGCAGCAGCCUCCCCAUCGCCCUCCUCCGCAAGCUCAUGCGCUCCCGCGACCGCCUCGGCGAGGUCGUCGCCUACGCCAUCGACAGCAUGCACGAAAAGGCGCGCCGCGACCACCACGGCUUCCUCAUGGCCGUCCACGACCUCGACGUCGACGACCAUCAUCACGAUUCCCUGUCGCCGAAGAUCGUGGCCCUGUGGACCAGCUUCGCCGCGUACAUGGGCCUGAUGGCUCAGAUACUGUUUCGAUAUCCUUUCUCCGGGGACACGUUCUUUGCCGGCGGGAUGAUCGCCAUCGCCAUCGUGGCCAACCUCGUCGCCUAUUUUAGCUUUGCAUGGGAUUCGGCCUCUCGUAAAAAGAUGAAUGAAUUGGAGGAAGUGAAGGACAAGUUGAGAGAAGAGCGAGAGAGAUGGGAGGAAGAGAAGAGGAAUCUCAAGGAAGAACUGGUUAGGGCAAAACGUGGAUCAGCUGAUCAGCAACCGCAAAAACCUUGUGCUGAUCCACCUGCUCCUAGGCCGCUGGGCAGAGCAAGUUCAGGGCCGAUAACUUCAGGUUCCUACUACAGUAUGUUUGGCAAUUUUGAUUGGGACUAAUUUAAAAUAUGAAUUCUGUUAUUAUAGGAUGGUUCAUCUUUGGAUACUUAAUCUCGUGUAUAAUUAAUUGCAACAAGCAAUUAAUGGUUUUGCUCAUCUCUCACAGUUUUGUAACUUCCUUAAUUAUCUCGAGUGGUUAUACUUACACAUUAUUGAUUCUCUUCUUGUUAUUUACAGUUCUUUCUUUUCAUUCUACGGAUUGGUUAAAUUUAUGCUUUAUGAACUCGAACAAACUCAACUAGAUAUUAGUAUCAUUUUAUUGUUUAUUUAUGUGUUAUCGUUAUCGAUUAGAAUUAAUUAUUAUUAGCUAUAUGAUUAAAAAAUUAUUGAUCCUUUCAACCAUUUAUCAUGUGAAUAAUAAAGCCUAAGUAGUUAA
Linum trigynum is the source of this 2974-nucleotide messenger RNA. The record is from the annotation of a GenBank genome assembly. NCBI's taxonomy places the organism in Eukaryota, Viridiplantae, Streptophyta, Magnoliopsida, Malpighiales, Linaceae.